Macrobrachium nipponense is the source of this 732-nucleotide messenger RNA. RefSeq lists its product as uncharacterized. NCBI's taxonomy places the organism in Eukaryota, Metazoa, Arthropoda, Malacostraca, Decapoda, Palaemonidae. The coding region runs from base 1 to 732 and encodes 243 amino acids. The record is from RefSeq and is a predicted model, not a curated record. The transcript has a single exon.
AUGGGAUAUUUACAAGUCAAGAUUGCAGAAGAAGACCAGGAUCUCACAUGUUUCAUUACCCCAUGGGGUCGCUAUAAAUUCAAGCGAGCGGUAAUGGGACUUAUUUCUUCAGGAGAUGAAUAUAAUCGAAGAGGAGACCAAGCUCUUGGUGAUAUACCACAAACUGUAAAGAUAGUUGAUGAUGUUCUUGCAUACGAUUAUUCUUAUAAGGAUCAUCUAGCCCAUAUUAUUUCUAUCUUGCAAAGAUGUGAUGAGUAUGGGAUAACUCUUAAUCCUCAGAAAAUUUGCUUCGCAAAAAGUGUUGUUGAUUUUUGUGGGUAUAAAAUCUCGAGCCAUGGCUACACAGUUGAUUCUCGCAAAGUUUUGGCUAUUGCAGACUUUCCUGUACCACAAAAUAUAACAGAUCUUCGAUCUUUUAUGGGACUCGUUAAUCAGCUUGGAAGUUUUUCUUCAGUAAUUGCACAUGAAGCACAACCACUCAGAGAUUUACUGAGGCAGCGUAAUGAAUGGUGUUGGACAACACAGCAUGAUUUGUCUUUUAGGAGAGUAAAGGAAGCACUUACUGCACCCCCUGUACUUGCACAUUUUGAUGCAACUUUGCCAACCAUGUUGCAGACAGAUGCAUCGCGACUGCAUGGUCUGGAAUUUGCUUUACUUCAAAAGCAUGGAACGGACUGGAAACUAAAUGUGGCUCAAGAUUCCUUUCAGAUGUUGAAACAAGAUAUUCUGUGA